Messenger RNA from Arabidopsis arenosa, 3365 nucleotides. NCBI's taxonomy places the organism in Eukaryota, Viridiplantae, Streptophyta, Magnoliopsida, Brassicales, Brassicaceae. The record is from the annotation of a GenBank genome assembly.
CUUCACCGAAUCCAACGAUCUAGAUUAACGGAAGAUGGAUUCGAAGGAAGAAGUGAAACAAACCCUAAACUCCAAAAACCCUAAAAAUGUCUACCAAAUCGGAGGCCUUCAAGUUGAAUUCCCUUAUCAACCGUACGGAACCCAGCUUGCGUUCAUGAGCCGGGUCAUAUCUACGCUUGAUCGUGCCCAGAGAGACGGUCACUCCCACGCUUUGCUCGAGUCUCCCACUGGUACAGGCAAAUCUCUGUCUUUGCUCUGCUCCGUUCUCGCUUGGCAAAAGAGCUAUAAAUCGCGGUUUCCGAAUGGAAAUUUGUCUCAUUCGAAAAGGCAGCCCUCAGAUACUGCUGCAUCUAGUAAUGUGGAGCCACCUGAACCUGAAAUUCCUACCAUAUACUAUGCUUCACGAACUCAUGCUCAGAUCACUCAAGUCAUUCGUGAGUAUCGGAAAACCGGUUACAGAGUUCCCAUGACUGUAUUGGGUUCAAGGAAACGUUACUGCACCAAUAGUCAUGUACAGGGGAAAGAUAAUGUAGACGAAAAAUGUCGGUUGCUCCUAAAAGAUAAGAAAAACAUAAAAUGUGCUGAGUUCAAAGGCGUCGGUCAGAUCUUAGCUUACCCAUCACUUCAGCAAAACGGUCACAAUGGGGUUCAUGAUAUUGAAGAUCUUGUAAAAAUUGGAAAAACUGUCACAGGCUGUCCAUAUUUUGCUUCCUGGAAAAUGUUGGAGGUCGCACAAUUGGUUUUUUGCCCUUAUUCCUAUAUAAUUGAUCCUGUCAUUCGAGGCGGAGUAAAUCUACAAGGAGCGAUUAUAAUCUUUGACGAAGCACAUAAUAUGGAAGACAUUGCUCGUGAAGCAGGAAGCAUUAACUUGGAAGAAGAUAUUCUUUUCAAAUUGAAGAAUGAACUAGAACAGAUGAGUGAGAAUGAGCCAGAGAUAUAUGAAUCCUUGUAUAUAGUAGUAGAGGGAUUGAUAAGCUGGAUUGGGAGAAAAAAAGAUUCACUAGUAAAACGUGAUUCUGAGCACUAUUUCUCUAAUUGGACUGGAGACAGAGCUUUAAAAGAGCUAAAGGAAUUCAAUAUCACUCGAGAAAACUUCCCAAACUUAAAGGCAUGUUUUAACCAAGCGAUUACUAAAUCAGAGGCAGCAGAAAUGGACCCAGAUAAGCCUUAUUUGAGUGGGAUAUCUGUCUCUACACUAGAAGAGUUGUUUGCUACACUAACAUACUUUUUUUCAAGAAAUGGAAGUCAUGUCCUAGAUUAUGAAAUGGGUUUACAACGGUCUGCGAAGAGAGGAGAUAAUGGGUGGACGCAUACUUUCAGUUUGUGGUGUAUGAAUCCGUCUGUUGUUUUCAAAGACUUAGCUGAUCUUUCUUUGUCCAUCAUUUUAACAUCUGGGACUUUGUCACCGAUGAAUUCUUUCUCAUCUGAACUUGGGAUGCAAUUUGGCACUUGUUUAGAGGCUCCACAUGUGAUUGAUCCUAAUAUGCAGGUGUGGGCUGGUGCAAUCUCCAGUGGUCCUGGUAAUUUUCCUCUAAAUGCAAGUUAUAAAACAGCUGAUGCAUAUGCAUUCCAGGAUGCUCUAGGGAAAUCGUUGGAAGAAAUUUGCAGUAUUGUACCAGGAGGCUCUCUGGUAUUCUUUCCAAGCUAUAAGUUGAUGGAAAAACUCUGCACGCGUUGGCAUGAAACUGGACAAUGGUCUCGGCUCUGCUUGAAAAGGGACCUUUUUAUCGAACCAAGAGGAGGAGCCAAGGACGAUUUCGAAACUGUUCUGAAAGAAUAUUAUGAUUCGAUAAGCGGAAAGAACAGAUCGAAUGGAAGAAAUAUCAGAGCUAAGAAAGCAGGGUCUGUUAUAACUGAGGCUCAAGAGGAUUCUAAGAGAGGAUCUGCAUUUCUUGCAGUUUCAGAAGGGCUUGAUUUUUCUGAUGACAACGCCAGAGCAGUGAUAAUUGUUGGCAUUCCAUUUCCAAACUUGGGCGAUAUUCUAGUCGAACUAAAGAGGAAAUAUAAUGAUACCAACAAAUCAUCUAAAAACCUUCUUGGAGGGAGUGAGUGGUAUUGCCAACAGGCGUACCGUGCUUUAAAUCAAGCAGCAGGGCGAUGUAUCCGGCAUAGGUUUGAUUAUGGUGCCAUCAUAUUCUUAGAUGAGCGAUACCGACAACCAAGGAACAGAGCGUCUAUUUCAAAGUGGCUAAGGCAGUCUAUCAAAGUGUAUGAUAAUUUUGAAGCUUCUAUGGAAGGAUUAAGAUAUUUUUUCAACAGUGUCAAGGAGAGAGUUGACAGUAAGAUAUUAGAGUCCCAUGAGCAGAACUUGUCCCUUAAAAACCAAAGCAAUGAAGAUCCAGAAAAGGAAACCUCUGGUAUGACCAAUGGUAUUUCAGCAGCCAGUCCAUGUUGUAGCUCAAAGAAUGAAAGCUCUAGCCUAGAAACAGGUCUGAGAUCUGUGAGGUCUCCUGAUCAAUUCUUAAAACGGCAUGUAUCUACUUCAAAUUUCGGAAGACCUCCUCUUGGUGCUGAGUCGUCUAUAAUAGUAACUCCGGAGAGAUAUUCCAUUGGUGAUACCAGUAGUUCGAUUCUAGAAGCAGAGUCACCUUUGAACAUGAGUGUUAAUUCCCAUGCUUUGAAGAGAAGAAAGUUUACUACCUCUCCAAUCAUCAUUGACCUUGAAGAAGAGAACAGUAGCGCUCCUGAUACUAGACCCGAGGAUCACACGAGUUUCACAAGAAGAAUUGAAUUUGGGUUUCCGGAAGUGGAUCAGAGAGUGAUGAGGAUAUCUUGUUCACUCUGCAGAAGUUCAUUAGGUCACCCUGAGAACCACUCAUAUCCCAAAUGCUUGUUGACUUCGUCGUCCAAAACGUAUUUGCUGUCUCUUCUGAAAGAAACAUCAGGAACUGGUUCUGCAGAAAUGCCAACAAGUGUUUCAGUUAUCAUAACAGAUUGCUCAUUGGUUAAUCAGAGACUUUGCAGAAGUUCUGAAAUCUCAAAAGGUCAGGGUAUUUGGUCCGAACAAGAUGGAUGUGUUUUCAAAACUAUCUUUUGCCCUUUCUGUAGUGUCCCAAACACCUGCCUUGGAGUGCAAGUCAUGGCUACUGAUUCAUCAAACGUCCAGUUUAUGAGCAAAGUAAGCUUAACUUAGUGAUUCAUCAGAGUGCAUUGUUUUUAUAUUAAGAUCUCUUUUUACUUUUUUUGCAGAUUUUAUUCUUUGCUGAUCAUCUACAAGUCACGAAUGAUGCUGCAAGCAAGGAAACAACGUUAACGCACAAGGUAUUCUAUUCUUGCAUACCAUUAAGUCUUUAGAAGCAAUUCUGAGGUUUCAGUUUGGAAUAAAUGGAAAUGAAAAGAUUUUGAAAUAGAACUGAAGUUAUUUU